CGGAACUCUUACCGGUGCCACCUGGACUCUAUCGGCUCACUUGAUACGGAUACCGGAACUUUUCUACAGUCAUGAUUCAGAUUUCUUCGCCCGUGUUCGUGUUGUUACUGUUUACGGCUUUUGUUGGGGUGAUUGCUAACUCUGGAAACAGUCUGGUAAGAACAAAAAGGGAAUGGAUUCUCCCUCCAAAGCCACUGAAGGAAAAUGUAGACUACACUCAACAGGAAUAUAUUGCCAGGAUUCGCUCAGAUUAUGAAACUGAUGCCAAUAUUGACUACUCUCUAGAAGGUAUUGGUGCAAGUAAACCUCCCUUCCACGUGUUUGUUGUCGACCAUAAAACUGGACUGAUCAAGGUGACCAAAGUGCUCGACAGGGAGUUCAUCGAUACGUACAAUCUGUCAGGUAUUGCUAAGUACACUGAUGGCCGUGAUGCAGAGACCAAAAUUGACAUACGAAUCAAGGUUGUAGACGAAAAUGACAACGCUCCGGUGUUUAUAGUCAACAAGCCCGGGGAGGUGAAUGAGCUCAGUCCUCCAGGAACUUCAAUUAUGAAAAUAACUGCAACUGAUGCUGAUGAACCAGGGAAUGAGAACUCUCAGAUCGCCUACACCAUCUUAGAUCAGAAUCCACCUCAUGACAUGUUUUACAUCUCGCGGGAUGGGACCGUCUAUGUCAAAAAUUCUGCCCUGGACAGAGAGAGAGAAGAUCAGUACACUCUGACAGUGAGAGGUCAAGACUUAAAUGGCAAACCAAAUGGAAAGGUUGCAACCAGCACCGUUAUCAUUAAUGUCAAAGAUGUGAAUGACAACCUUCCCACUCUGGAAAAAUUGCAGUAUGAGGGCAGCAUUGAGGAGAACACAGAGAAUGUUGAGGUGAUGAGGAUCAGAGCAGAGGACUUGGACCUGGAGAACACAGAAAACUGGGAAGCUGUGUUUGCCAUUGAUAAAGGCAACGAGGCCGGGUACUUCAGCAUUACAACAGACCCCAACACCAACGAGGGCAUCCUAAUGCUCAACAAGGCUGUGAAUUAUGAGGAUGUGAAGAACCUUGAUCUAGGAAUAACUGUGAGGAAUAAGGCUGACCCAUAUGAUCCAUCUGAGACAUAUGCUGGAGCUGGUAUAGGUUUAGGAGUGGGAGUUGGAGCUGGAGCUGGAGCUGGAGCAGGAGCAGGAGCUGGAGCAGGAGCUGGAGCUGGAGCUGGAACAGGAGCUGGAGCUGGAACAGGAGCUGGAGCUGGAACAGGAGCUGGAGCUGGAACAGGAGCUGGAGCACCUGGAGCACCUGGAGCAACUGGUGCAGCUGGAUCAAGCGGUACAAGUGGUACAAGCAGUGGGUCUGGAGUGAAAACAUAUAAAUCUUAUCCACUCAAAAUCAAUGUAAAGAACCAGCCAGAAGGGCCAAGUUUUGAGCCAAAAGUCAAAGCUAUUCCCAUCUCAGAAGGCACUUCCAUCGACAUUAAUGAUGUUAUUGCUCGCUAUGCGGCAACAGAUGGUGACACUGGGAAACCAGCUGAGAAUGUCAGGUAUGUGAAGGGCUCAGACCCUAACAACUGGCUAACCAUCGAUCCAGAUACAGCUGAUAUCAAACUGAACAAGAUGCCUGAUAGAGAAUCUCCCUACCUGGUCAAUGGGACAUAUUUUGCUAAAAUACUCUGCAUUACAAAAGAUAUGCCUGGUAAAACAGCCACUGGCACUGUAGCCAUCCAGGUGGAAGAUUUUAAUGACCACUGCCCCACCCUGACUAGUGACAUCCAAUUUGUGUGUACCUCGAAUGAUGCUGUUGUUGUAAACGCCAUAGAUGGGGAUGUAUUCCCUAAUGGAGCUCCUUUUGACUAUGCCAUCAUCCUAGGGGAAACUCAGGGCAAAUGGCAGGUGGAGCAUAAAAAUGACACCGCAGCUAUCCUGAGGGCCCAGGAGAACAUUUGGCCCGGUUCCUAUGAGGUGUACUUAAUGAUAAGUGACCAGCAAGGAAAGGCCUGUCCAGAGAAACAGAAAGUGAAGGUGAAAGUUUGUACCUGUGAGGACGGAGUGUUGUGUGGAAAACAAGGCGGCAAUGGUAAGACCAACAAAGGAUCAGAGUUCGGACCUGCAGGCAUCGGACUGCUAUUCCUGGGCCUGUUGCUGUUACUACUCUUACUUCUGUUGCUGCUCUUCUGCCAAUGUGGGGAUGCCGCUGCGGGCUUUUCUGAAUUGCCGUACGACACCAAAUCUCACCUCAUUAACUACCGCACUGAGCGCCUGGGAGAGAACACGGAGGUGCCGCUACUCAACAUGCCGCCACAAGUGGAUGGAAAUUGGUCCAACAUGGGAGGAGAAAUGCAGGAAUCUAUCACUGGCAUGAAUGGAAUGAACAGGGGCGUCUAUCACCAGUCUAUUGACCAACAAUACGGGAUGAUCAACCAGCAAGACUUCAACGGCUUAGGCUCUUGGAAUGUGGGCAGAGAAUCACACAUAGGUGCAGGUGGAGGUGGAGGUGGAGGUGGAGGUGGAGGCGGAGGCAUGUACGAUGGCAUGGCUUUGCCAGACCACUUCCUGGGACAGUACUACACUCAGAAGGUGACCAGUGUUGAUGAAAACCUUGGAGUCAAGGAUGCUCUUUUGGUUUAUGACUAUGAGGGUGAGGGCUCUCUUGCUGGCUCAGUGGGCUGCUGCAGCCUCCUGGAGUCUGACAACAACCUGCAGUUCCUCGAUGACCUCAGCACAAAGUUCAAGACCCUGGCUGAGGUGUGCGGAGGCAAGAAGAUCCAAACUGAAGUCAAACCAGCUUUCACUACUCUGCCCAGUACCUCCAUCACUAACAUCAACACCAACACCAACACCCAGACCUCAGUAUCAAGUUUGAUGACGGCCCAACAGUUGCCCACUCCACCCGAGCUGCAGCCAAGUGUCCCUCAGAAUGUGGUCAGGGAGAUAUCUGCGCAAUCUGAGAUGGUGAACGAAAGCACAGCCAUGAUGAGGAACGGGAUGACCACAAUGAAUGAAGGGUUGGUAAAUCAAGGCCAGAUGCUCUUGCUGCAGCAGCAGCAGCAGCCUGUCUACUACACCACCACCCCUGUGCUGCAGCCGAUGCAGUACGUAGUCCAGCCACAGGUUCAGAACACCGUGCUGCUGGCCGAGGCACCCGCCACCAACCUGCAGGGCAUGGUACUGCUUAAUGGGACCCAGGCUGGACCUGCCCAAGGCAUGGUUGUUCAGGGACAGACUGUGAUGUCCAGCGGGCAAGUGCAGGGACCCCGCAUGGUGCUGGUGGAGGCAAGCGGGGUUCAUGGGGGUGGUGCCAACCUAAUCCACACUGGCGGCAACGUAAUCCACACUGGCGGCAACGUAAUCCACACUGGCGGCAACGUAAUCCACACUGGCGGCAACCUCUCUGGCUCCCAGACCAUGAUGGUGGUGGAGGGCAAGGUCCGUGCAGGCUCAAUGCAAGGUCUGAAUGGGAGCCAGACCUGCCUCGUGCAGGGGGGUACUCUGAAGUCAGGAGGGCUUUCAGGUUCUCAGAGGGUCCUGGUGAUCGGAGGGACAACAAGCAGCGGAGGGCAGCUGUUCCAGGAGGCAGGAGGUCUGUCCCAGAAGAGUGGCAUCUCUGGCUCUCAAAAAGUCCUCCACAGCAAGGGCAGCACAUCCGCUGGCUCUCAGAGCAAAUUGGUGGGUUCCUCUACCACCACAGUCAGUACAACCCCCUCCUAUCGUAAGGUGGUGGUGCAGGAGACAAGAGAAAUUCAGUGAAUGAGAGAUUGUCUGGACUAGAGAGGACCUUUCCAGUGAUGCCAAAAUGACUGUUACUCUGGCCUGGUCCAGGUGGUGAUGGGACGCUAGUGGGACUCAACUAAUGCAAGGCAGCCAAAAAGACUGUUACUCUGGCCUGGCCCAGCUGGUGAUGGGACGCUUGUAAGACUCAACUAAUGCGACUCAGUUAAUGGAGAGCAGGUUCCCCAUAUUCCGUCUUUGAAAUUUGACACUUCAACUGUUCUGCAUACAAUUAGUAAAUGCUCAUGUUAUGUUUUAUGAUGUCUCUUGUUUUGCACCAAUAAAAAAAGAAAUAUGAAAAACCCACUGUUCAAAAUGGCAAAUCUUAGCUCAAAAUGAACAUGCUCUUUUCUGCUACCUUCAUAUUCACCAUUAGAAUUCUGUUUUGAAGAUAAAAUUACACUUUAACAUAAUGUACCUCACAAAAUACAAAUAACUGCAAAAGGUCAAAAUAAAGUUGUGUUUUGACAAAUUUGUAAUGAAACCCAAAUGACACUAAAUUGUCCUUCGUAUUCAUCCCUUUAUAAUUGUUUCUCAGGUAGAAAUACAUUUCUGAGAGCUUAUGGGAAGAAAUAAUAGCUUAACUUCAAUAAUAACUCAAAAAAAUGCAUAUUUCAGCGAGAAUCUCAAAAAGAUACCGAUAAACUUCAUGUAAAAUACGUUAUAGUGCUAUGUAUUACGGUGCUAUCGGUAGCGUUGGUAAUUGCAGUAGCAGUGUUAGGGGUACUGAUGGGACGGCACUGAAGCGGUGCAUCUCUUAAACUCUGCUUGGAGGUCGCCCUGCUGCCGGGGGGAGCUGGGAGAAUGUUUGGUAUUUGUUUGUGGAUUGGACAAUGCGUUUGUGAACACCAUAACAUACUUAUCCUUUUCAUACACAUUUGUAAAUGUUAUUUGUAGAUCAUGAAACACAUAUUUGUCACCAUUAUUGAGAAUAAUGUAUUUUCAUAGUUGUCAUGAGUUUUGAGACCAUGGAGCAGAAGAGGUUGGUGAGCCCUGCGUCAGAUGAGGAGUUUACAUUUUUGAAGUUACUCUGUGGAUUUAGUGUAGUGUGAGCAAUGGCUUCAAGGAAACAAACUCUGAAAAU
Molecule: messenger RNA, 4830 nt
Organism: Cottoperca gobio
Lineage: Eukaryota; Metazoa; Chordata; Actinopteri; Perciformes; Bovichtidae
Gene: dsg2.1
Product: desmoglein 2, tandem duplicate 1
Exons: 14
Coding region: 72-3725 (1217 amino acids)
Biological process (GO): homophilic cell-cell adhesion
Cellular component (GO): desmosome; plasma membrane
Molecular function (GO): calcium ion binding
Source: RefSeq, a predicted model, not a curated record